AUGUUGACACUGCCAUUCGAGGAUUCUCAUAUGAUGUGUGAGCCGCGGUUCGGUGCCAAUUUUCCCCGUGAAAGCUUACCUGAGAGUCUGGAGCAGGAGCGACAACACAACCCGGAGAGGUCCAACUCAGACAUGAGGGAGGCCGAGGACGAGCUCUCCGACCGAGAGGAGGACGAGAGGGAGGAGGACCAGGAUGAUGACGGGCUCCCUAAAAAGAGGGGCCCGAGGAAAAAGAAGCAGGGGAAGGAGCAGAUGGACCGGUCCAAACUCCGGCGCCAGGAGGCCAACGCCCGGGAACGCAGCCGGAUGCACGGCCUGAAUGCAGCGCUGGAGAGCCUGCGCAAAGUUGUGCCAUGCUACUCCAAAACUCAAAAACUGUCCAAGAUUGAGACCCUCAGACUGGCUAAGAAUUACAUCUGGGCCCUGUCGGAGACCCUGAGCGCGGGGAAAAGACCGGACCUCCUCACCUUCGUGCAGACUUUGUGCAAAGGAUUAUCUCAGCCCACGACCAACCUGGUGGCCGGGUGCUUGCAGCUCAAUGCCAGAAAUUUCCUCACAGACCACAACGGGGAGGUCAUGUUCUCUGGCAGGUCGCCCUACGAUGCCAUGUACUCAUACCCGGGCUCAGACGUGAACACGCCCCCUGGACACAGCGCGAGCAGCUUGGACACCGGCGCCAAGCCCUUCAGACACUACAGCUACAGCAGCGCUUACGAGUCCUACUACGAAAACCCGUCCCCGGAGAGCACGAGUCCGCAUUUCGACGGCCAGCUGAGCCCUCCCAUGAACUUUAACGGGAUUUUCUCCCUCAAACACGACGAUCCGCCAGACUACGGCAAAAGCAGCCACUAUGGCAUGCGCUACUGCAGUGCGCCAGGACGCACAGCUCUUGCGCACAACUCCAUGUACCGAGUCUCCCAGGAGGCCCGUUUCCCCUACGACCUGCACGUCCGCAGCCAGUCCUUCCAAGCACAAGGGGAAGUUAAUGGCUCUUUCCACAAUUAA
This is a messenger RNA of Xyrichtys novacula (pearly razorfish), 1005 nucleotides long. Lineage: Eukaryota; Metazoa; Chordata; Actinopteri; Labriformes; Labridae. The record is from the annotation of a GenBank genome assembly.